Messenger RNA from Myotis myotis, 9444 nucleotides. It is a transcript of the gene LRRK2, whose product is annotated as leucine rich repeat kinase 2. The transcript is spliced from 51 exons. Gene Ontology annotation, molecular function: GTP binding; protein kinase activity; protein binding. NCBI's taxonomy places the organism in Eukaryota, Metazoa, Chordata, Mammalia, Chiroptera, Vespertilionidae. The record is from RefSeq and is a predicted model, not a curated record. Gene Ontology annotation, biological process: protein phosphorylation. The coding region runs from base 167 to 7753 and encodes 2528 amino acids.
GCCGCCCUCGGCAUAAACAGGCGGGCGUGGGUGCGCAUGGGGCGUGCGGGGCGCUCGGGCUGCGGGCAGUGAGCUGUGCUCGCCCCGGAGCAGCGGCCUGGGAGCAGCGGCCGGGAGCAGCUGGCCUUGGCGCAGGAGGGGAGGCCUGCUGGGCGCAGGGUCCAUCAUGGCCAGUGGCAGCUGUCAGGGGUGCGAGGAGGAGGACGAGGAAACUUUGAAGAAGUUGAUAGUCAGGCUGAACAAUCUCCAGGAAGGAAAGCAGAUAGAGACGCUGGUCCAAACUCUGGAGGAUAUACAGGUGUUCACCUACGCUGACCACGCCGCCAAGUUAUUUCAAGGCAAAAAUGUCCACGUGCCUCUGUUGAUCGUCUUGGACUCCUAUGUGAGAGUGGCCUGCGUGCAGCAGGUGGGUUGGUCACUUCUAUGCAAAUUAAUAGAAAUCUGUCCAGAUACAAUGCAAAGCUUAACGGGACCCCAGGACAUUGGAUGCGAUUGGGAAGUCCUUGGUAUUCACCAACUGAUUAUUAAAAUGCUUACAGUUCAUAAUGCCAGUAUAAACCUUUCAAUGGUUGGACUGAAGGCCUUAGAUCUCCUUCUAACUUCAGGUAAAAUCACUUUGCUGAUAUUGGAUGAAGACAGCGAUAUUUUCUUAUUAAUUUUUGAUGCCAUGAAAAAGUUUUCAGCCAAUGACGAGGUCCAGAAACUUGGAUGCAAAGCUUUACAUGUGCUAUUUGAGAGAGUUUCAGAGGAGCAACUGACUGAAUUUGUCGAGAAUAAAGAUUAUAUGAUAUUGCUAACUGCGUUAAAAAACUUUAAAGAUGAGGAGGAAAUUGUGCUUUACGUACUGCGCUGUUUACAUUCCCUAGCAAGUCCUUGCAACAAUGUUGAAGUCCUCAUGAGUGGCAACGUCAGGUGUUACAACAUUGUGGUAGAAGCCAUGAAAGCAUUCCCUGUCAAUGAAAAAAUUCAAGAAGUGAGUUGCUGCUUGCUCCAUAGACUUACGUUAGGUAAUUUUUUUAAUAUCCUGGUAUUAAACGAGGUGCAUGAGUUUGUGGUGGAAGCUGUGCAGCGGUAUUCAAAGAAUGCAACGCUGCAAAUCGCCGGGCUCAGCUGUUUAGCGCUCCUCACUGAGACCAUUUUUUUAAAUCAAGACUUAGAGGUAAAGAAUGAAAAUGAGGAGAAUGAAGAUGAUGAGGAAGAAGAUAAAUUGUUUUGGCUAGAAGCCUGUUACAAAGCCCUAACUUGGCAUAGAAAGAACAAGCAUGUGCAGGAGGCUGCCUGCUGGGCCUUAAACAAUCUCCUUAUGUAUCAGAACAGUUUGCACGAGAAGAUUGGAGAUGAAGAUGGCCAGUUCCCAGCUCAUCGGGAAGUGAUGCUCUCCAUGCUGAUGCAUUCUUCGUCAAAAGAAGUCUUUCAGGCAUCUGCAAACGCUUUGUGCACUCUCCUAGAACAAAAUGUUAAUUUCAGAAAAAUCCUGUUGUCAAAAGGAAUCUACCUGAAUGUGCUGGAGUUGAUGAAGAGGCAUCUACACUCCCCUGAAGUGGCUGAAAGUGGCUGCAAAAUGCUGAAUCAUCUUUUUGAAGGAAGUAACAUUUCCCUGGAUGUAAUGGCAGCAGUGGCCCCCAAAAUAAUAACAGUUAUGAAAAGUCACGGGACAUCAUUGUCAGUGCAGCUGGAGGCACUUCGAGCCAUUUUACAUUUUAUGCUUCCAGGCAUGCCAGAGGAAUUCACAGAAGAUACCGAAUAUCAACACAAGCUAAAAAUGGUUACAAAUCAGUGUUUCAGGAAUGAUAUUCACAAACUGGUCCUGGGAUCUUUAAACAGGUUCAUUGGAAAUCCUGGGAUUCAGAAAUGUGGAUUAAAAGUAAUUUCUUCUAUAGCACGUUUCCCUGAUGCCUUAGAGGUGUUAUCUCUGGAAGGUGCUAUUGAAUCGGUGCUGCAAACACUGAAGAUGUAUCCGGAUGACCAAGAAAUUCAGCGUCUGGGUUUAAGUCUUAUAGGAUGCUUGAUUACAAAGAAGAAUUUAAUCCUAGGAAUUGAGAAUCUGCUGGCAAAAAUUCUGGUUUCCAGUUUGCAACGAUUUAAAGAUAUUACUGAAUUACAGACUAAAGGAUUUCAGACAGUCUUGACUGUGCUAGAAUGCUCAGAGUCUUUUUCCAAGCUGUUGGUGCAUUAUUCCUUUGACUCAGUAAUAUUCCAUCAGAUGUCCUCCAGUCUCAUGGAACAGAAGGAUCAACAGUUUCUAAACCUUUGUUGCAAGUGCUUUGCAAAAUUAGCCAUGGAUGAUGAGUUAAAAGGUGUGAUGCUAGAGAGAGCAUGCGAUCAGAAUAACAGCAUCAUGGUUGAAUGCUUGCUUCUGUUGGGAGCAGACGCCAAUCGAGCAAAGGAGGGAACUUCUUUAAUUUGUCAGGUGUGUGAAAAAGCAAGCAGUCCUAAACUGGUGGAACUGUUACUGAAUAGUGGGUCCCGUGAACAAGACGUACGGAAAGCGCUGGCCAUAAGCAUCAGGAAAGGCGACAGCCAGGUCAUCAGUUUGCUCCUAAAGAGGCUUGCCCUGGAUCUGGCCAAUAACAGCAUAUGCCUCGGAGGAUUUUGUAUCGGGAAAAUCGAACCUUCUUGGCUUGGUCCUUUAUUUCCAGACAAGACAUGCAAUUCAAGAAAAGAAAUAAAUAUAGGAUCCAUACUAGCAAGAAUGGUCCUCAGAUACCAGAUGAAAAGUUCUGUGGCAGAGGGAGCAGCCUCAGGCAGCGAUGGGGAUUUUUCUGAGCAAGUACUUGAUAAAUUUGACCAAUGGACCUUCAUUCCUGAGUCCUACGUGGACAGUGUGUUUGGACAAAGUGAUGACCUAGAUAGCGAAGGAAGUGAAGGCUCAUUUCUUGUGAAAAAGAAGUCAAGUUCUAUUAGUGUAGGAGAAUUUUACCGAGAUCCUGCCUUGCAACGUUGUUCACCAAAUUUGCAAAGUCAUUCCAGUUCAUUGGGACCCAUUUUUGAUCAAGAAGACUUACUGAAGCGAAAAAGAAAAAUAUUGUCUUCAGAUGAUUCACUCAGGUCAUCAAAACUUCCAUCCCAUAUGAGGCAUUCAGACAGCACUUCUUCCCUGGCUUCUGAGAGAGAAUAUAUUACAUCCCUAGAUCUUUCAGCCAACGAACUCAGAGAUAUUGAUGCCCUAAGCCAGAAGUGCUGCAUCAGUGGUCAUCUGGAGCACCUGGCAAGGCUGGAGCUUCACCAGAACGCACUCACGGGCUUCCCACAGCGGCUAUGUGAAGUGCUGAAGUGUUUGACGCACUUGGACUUGCACAGUAAUAAGUUCACAGCGUUUCCCUCCUACUUGUUGAAAAUGAAUUGUAUUGCCAACCUUGAUGUCUCUCGAAAUGACAUUGGGCCCUCGAUAGUUUUGGAUCCUGCAGUGAAGUGUCCGACCUUGAAACAGUUCAACCUGUCAUAUAACCAGCUGUCUUCUGUUCCCGAGAACCUGGGCAAUGUGGCAGAGAAACUGGAGCAGCUGACUUUAGAAGGAAAUAAAAUAUCAGGAAUGUGUUCUCCCCUGAGCCUGAAGGAACUGAAGAUUUUAAAUCUUAGUAAAAACAACAUUUCAUCCCUGUCAGAGGACUUUCUUGAGGCUUGUCCUAAAGUGGAGAGUUUCAGCGCCAGAAUGAACUCCCUUGCUGCUAUGCCUUUUUUACCUUCUUCUAUGACAAACAUCAAAUUAUCUCAAAACAGAUUUACAUGUGUUCCAGAAGCAAUUUUAAAUCUUCCACACUUGCGAUCAUUAGACAUGAGCAGCAACGAAAUUAAAUACCUACCAAGUCCUGUACACUGGAAAUCUUUGAACUUAAGGGAACUCUUGUUUAGUCAUAAUCAGAUCAGCAUCUUGGACUUGAGCGAAAAAGCACAUGCAUGGUCUAGAAUAGAGAAACUACAUCUUUCUCAUAAUAAACUGAAAGAGAUUCCUCCUGAGAUUGGCUGUCUUGAAAACCUGACAUCUCUUGAUGUUAGUUACAACUUGGAACUGAGAUCCUUUCCCAAUGAAAUGGGGAAAUUGAGCAAAAUAUGGGAUCUUCCUUUGGAUGAGCUGCGUCUUAAUUUUGAUUUUAAGCAUAUAGGAUGUAAAGCCAAAGACAUCAUAAGGUUUCUUCAACAGCGGUUAAAAAAGGCUGUGCCCUAUAACCGCAUGAAACUUAUGAUUGUGGGAAACACUGGGAGUGGUAAAACCACCUUAUUGCAGCAAUUAAUGAAAACCAAGAAACCAGAUGCUGGGAUGCAGAGUGCCACCGUUGGCAUAGACGUGAAGGACUGGCCUAUCCAAAUAAGAGGCAAAAGGAAGAAAGACCUGAUUCUAAAUGUGUGGGAUUUUGCAGGUCGGGAGGAAUUCUACAGCACGCAUCCGCACUUCAUGACCCCCCGAUCCCUGUACCUCGCCGUCUAUGACCUCAGCAAAGGGCAGGCUGAAGUUGAUGCUAUGAAGCCUUGGCUAUUCAAUAUAAAGGCUAGAGCUUCCUCUUCCCCUGUGAUUCUUGUGGGCACACAUUUGGAUGUUUCUGAUGAGAAGCAGCGCAAAGCCUGCAUCAGUAAAAUCAACAAGGAGCUCUUGAACAAGCGGGGCUUUCCCGCAAUCCGCGAUUACCACUUUGUGAACGCCACCGAGGAAUCCGAUGCUUUGGCAAAACUUCGGAAAACCAUCAUAAAUGAGAGCCUCAAUUUCAAGAUCCGAGAUCAGCCUGUUGUUGGGCAGCUGAUUCCAGACUGCUAUGUAGAACUUGAGAAAAUCAUUUUAUCAGAGCGUAAAAAUGUGCCAAUUGAAUUUCCUGUAAUUGACCGGAAACAAUUAUUACAACUCGUGAAAGAAAAUCAACUGCAGUUAGAUGAAAAUGAGCUUCCUCAUGCAGUGCACUUCCUAAAUGAAUCAGGGGUCCUUCUUCAUUUUCAAGACCCAGCACUGCAGUUAAGUAACUUAUAUUUUGUGGAACCCAAGUGGCUUUGUAAAGUCAUGGCACAGAUUUUGACAGAGAAAGUAGAAGGCGGUCCAAAAUAUCCUAAAGGAAUUAUUUCACGUAGAAGUGUGGAAAAAUUUCUUUCAAAGAAAAAGAGAUUUCCAAAGAACUACACACAACAGUACUUCAAACUCCUAGAAAAAUUUCAGAUUGCCUUGCCAAUAGGAGAAGAAUAUUUGCUGGUUCCAAGCAGUCUGUCUGACCACAGGCCUGUGAUAGAGCUCCCCCAUUGUGAGAACUCUGAAAUUAUCAUUCGACUAUAUGAAAUGCCUUAUUUUCCAAUGGGAUUUUGGUCAAGAUUAAUCAAUCGAUUACUUGAAAUUUCACCUUACAUGCUUUCAGGUAGAGAACGAGCACUUCGCCCAAACAGAAUGUAUUGGCGACAAGGCAUCUAUUUGAAUUGGUCUCCUGAAGCUUAUUGCCUGGUAGAAUCUGAAGUUUUAGAUAAUCAUCCAGAGAGUUUCCUAAAAAUUACAGUUCCUUCUUGUAGAAAAGGCUGUAUUAUUUUGGGACAAGUUGUGGACCACAUUGAUUCUCUCAUGGAAGAAUGGUUUCCUGGGUUAUUGGAGAUUGAUAUUUGUGGUGAAGGAGAAACUUUGUUGAAGAAAUGGGCAUUAUAUAGUUUUAAUGAUGGCGAAGAACAUGAAAAAAUCUUACUUGAUGACUUGAUGAAGAAAGCAGAAGAAGGAGACCUCCUAGUAAAUCCAGAUCAACCAAGGCUCACCCUUCCAAUAUCCCAGAUUGCUCCUGACUUGAUUUUGGCUGACCUGCCUAGAAAUAUUAUGUUGAACAGUGAUAAAUUGGAAUUUGAACAAGCUCCCGAAUUUCUCUUAGGUGAUGGCAGUUUUGGAUCAGUGUAUCGAGCAACCUACGAAGGAGAUGAAGUGGCCGUAAAGAUAUUUAAUAAACAUACAUCACUUAGACUGUUAAGACAGGAGCUGGUGGUGCUUUGCCACCACCACCACCCCAGCUUGGUCUUUUUGCUGGCGGCUGGCAUUCGUCCCCGGAUGCUGGUGAUGGAGCUGGCCCCCAAGGGCUCCCUGGACCGCCUGCUGCAGCAGGACACAGCCAGUCUCACGCGGACUCUGCAGCAUAGGAUCGCGCUCCAUGUGGCUGACGGCUUGAGAUACCUCCACUCGGCCAUGAUCAUAUACCGGGAUUUGAAGCCCCACAAUGUGCUGCUCUUCACCUUGUAUCCCAAUGCCGCCAUCAUCGCCAAGAUCGCUGACUACGGGAUUGCUCAGUACUGCUGCAGAAUGGGCAUCAAAACAUCGGAGGGCACACCAGGCUUUCGUGCACCUGAAGUUGCUAGAGGAAAUGUAAUUUAUAACCAACAGGCUGAUGUUUAUUCAUUUGGUUUACUACUGUAUGACAUUUUGACAACUGGAGGUAGAAUAGCAGAGGGUUUGAAGUUUCCAAAUGAGUUUGAUGAAUUGGCAAUACAAGGCAAAUUACCAGAUCCAGUUAAAGAAUAUGGUUGUGCCCCGUGGCCUAUGGUUGAGAAGUUAAUUAAAAGGUGUUUAAAAGAAAAUCCUCAAGAAAGGCCUACAUCUGCCCAGGUCUUUGACAUUUUGAACUCGGCGGAGUUAAUCUGUCUGAUGAGACACAUAUCCAUACCCAAAAACUUCACUGUGGAGUGCAUGGUUGCUGCAAAUCAGAGCUGCAAGAAUGCCAGCAUCUGGCUGGGCUGCGGGCCCAGAGACAGAGGCCAACUCUCCCUUCUUGACUUAACUACUGAAAGACUUACUUCGGAGGAAGUUACCAAUAGCAGAAUACUGUGCCUCGCCUUGGUGCACCUGCCUGUGGAAAAGGAAAGCUGGAUUGUGUCUGGGACACAGUCUGGCGAGCUCCUUGUCAUUAAUUCUGAAGAUGGGAAAAAGAUGCAUACCCUUGAAAAGAUGACUGAUUCUGUUACUUGCUUGCAUUGCAAUUCCAAUUCCAAACAAAGCAAGCAAAAAAAUUUUCUUUUGGUGGGAACUGCUGAUGGCAACUUAGCAAUUUUUGAAGAUAAAAGUGUUAAGUGUAAAGGAGCUGCUCCUUUGAAGAUACUCAAUAUAGGAAAUAUCAGCACUCCACUCAUGUGUUUGAGUGAAUCCGUGAAUUCAACUGAAAAAAACAUUAUGUGGGGAGGAUGUGGCACAAAACUUUUCUCGUUUUCUGAUGAUUUCACCAUUCAGAAACUCAUUGAGACCAGGACGACUCAGGUGUUUUCUUAUGCAGCUGUCAGUGACUCCAACAUCAUAGCAGUGGUGGCGGACAGGGCUCUCUACAUUGCUAAGAAAAAUAGCCCAUUUGUGGAAGUGUGGGAUAAGAAAACGGAAAAACUCUGUGAACUAAUAGACUGUGCGCACUUUUUAAAGGAGGAAAUGGUGAAAGUGAACAAGGAGUCCAAACACAGUAUGUCUUACUCGGGGAGAGUGAAAACUCUCUGCCUACAGAAGAACAGUGCUCUCUGGAUUGGAACCGGGGGAGGCUACAUGCUACUCCUUGACCUUUCGACUCUCAGGCUCAUCCGUAUAAUUCACGACUUCUGUGACUCUGUCCGAGUCAUGAUGACAGCGCAGAUAGGAAGCCUUAAAAAUGCCAUGUUGGUUUUGGGAUAUACCUGGAAAAAUACUGAAGAUACGCAACACCAAAAAGAAUUACAAUCUUGCUUGUCUAUUUGGGACAUCAAUCUUCCACAUGAAGUGCAAAAUUUAGAAAAACAUAUUGAAGUGAGAAAAGAAUUAGCUGAAAGAAUGAGAAGAAUAACUGUUGAAUAGGAGGGAUAGCACAUAUUUUUAUCUUUGGAUGGAAAAAUUAAUCUCUUGUAAAUACUUCUUUAAAAAAUGUUUACAUAUGAAAAGGGUAUUCCCACUCUUUGAAGUAGCUCAUGUGUAUAUGAAGGAAUGUUUAUAUGUUUUAUUUUAAAGGUAAAUAUUGUAAAAAUAGUUACCAUUGAAAAAGAUCUAUUUAAAAUGUAAUAUUAUAAUUCCUAUGUAUCCUAAUUAAUUUUAUGAAUUAAGUAAUGAAAGAAAAUCUAUAAAAAGUACUUAAUUACAGCACUUAUGCUACAAUUUACAACGUCUAAAAUUGUUUUGUUAUCCAUAAUGAAGGUAAACUUUAUUUUACAUUCUGUGCUUAAAACAAGACUAUAGCUUGAUUACUUUCCAGAUUUCCUGCAAAGUAGAUUAAAAUAUUUGGACAGUUUCUCAUAUAAUAUAUUCCUUCAGAUUGCUUUUAAAUACAGUUAUCAUAUAUGCUUGUAAAUAGUCAAUGCAUUUGCACUAAUAAAAUCCUAUAUUGUAAUGAAAGCCAAUUGGUUGCUGAUGCAAACAAUGCAUCUUACAACUUUACUCCCUCUGAAAGAAUGUGGCAUGAAACCACAAAAUGUACUGAUGGAGAAUGUCACACAUUGUCAAAGCCCUCACAUCCAGCCCUCCGUCUUUUCCUGUUUUGGUACUCUACCUGUGACUGUGGAUACCCUGAGUUUUAUAACAUGUAAAUGCAAUGUUCAGUUCUUCCAGUGAUAGUUUCAUGCUUUUAUUGUGAUUCUCAGUGCUAAGCCAGGCCACUCCCCACUCCUCACUGUUUCUACUCUUCUGUGCUUUAAUGUUCCUACUCAUCUCUUUUCUAAAUUUUUGGCCCUGCAAAUCCUACAUCAUUCAGGCAGACACCCUGUUUUCAGAACUGUAGAGUCCUACAAUUUCCACCCAGACCAUGGGGCCUAGUAUACAACACUCUUUAAUUUGCCGAAGAAGAAAGGAGCUUUAGCUAUGAUGGGUAUGUCCUAACGUAGUUUUCUAAAUUAUACAUAAAUUUUUAAAAUAUCGUCCUAUGAUAGGAGUAUUGGGGCCAAAUAUAUAGAUGACAAUUUGUCAUUUCUGCUUUAAAUAGAAAGAUUUGGUAAAUCAUUUCAAACAAUUCCCUAUGGUUGGAUUACUAGUCUAUUUAGUAUUUUCAGAACUGAUUGGCAUUUUAUUAUAUGAAGACUUUAGAUUUGUUUAUAUUAAGGGUAAUCAAAUUCUUUUGUGAAAUUUUAUUUUGUUUUGGUUUAAGGUAUAUGACUUAGUGGUUAGAUAAUCAUAUACUUUACAUAGUGUUCCCCUCAAUAUUUCCAGUACCCCAAUUGGCACCAUACAUAGCGAUCUCAAUAUGAUUGAUUACAUUCCCUAUGCUUUACUUCCUUUCCUGUGACUGUUUUGUAACUGCCAAUUUAUCUCUUCAUAUGUUUUACAAAAUGGAGGGCAAUCAAAUUCUUAACCUUGAAAGACUCUACUUUUUAAAGGGACCUAUGUUUUAAUUUGUUAUGUAGUUUUAAAAAGUCAGAAAUGAUGGAGCUGUUUGUUCCUGUGAAAUUUCUCAUUGUAACUUUGUAUUUAUAUGCAUUUUUUUUUUUACAAAAGACAAUUAUGGAGAAAUAUGUAAAUGAACAUUGUAUUUAAAUGGAAUAAUAAACAUUUUUUAAAGCCUG